Messenger RNA from Thalassophryne amazonica, 660 nucleotides. RefSeq names its product keratin-associated protein 29-1-like. The transcript has a single exon. The coding region runs from base 1 to 660 and encodes 219 amino acids. Lineage: Eukaryota; Metazoa; Chordata; Actinopteri; Batrachoidiformes; Batrachoididae. The record is from RefSeq and is a predicted model, not a curated record.
AUGAGAACACAAAGUGUGAGAACACAGUGUCAGGGUGCAAAGUGUGAGAACACAAAGUGUCAGAACACACAGUGUCAGGGUGCAAAGUGUGAGAGUAUAAAGUAUGAGAACACAAAGUGUCAGAACACACAGUGCCAGGGUGCAAAGUGUGAGAGUAUAAAGUAUGAGAACACAAAGUGUCAGAACACACCGUGUCAGGGUGCAAAGUGUGAGAGUACAAAGUAUGAGAACACAAAGUGUCAGAACACACCGUGUCAGGGUGCAAAGUGUGAGAGUACAAAGUAUGAGAACACAAAGUGUCAGAACACACCGUGUCAGGGUGCAAAGUGUGAGAGUACAAAGUAUGAGAACACAAAGUGUCAGAACACACCGUGUCAGGGUGCAAAGUGUGAGAGUACAAAGUAUGAGAACACAAAGUGUCAGAACACACCGUGUCAGGGUGCAAAGUGUGAGAACACAAAGUAUGAGAACACAAAGUGUCAGAACACACCGUGUCAGGGUGCAAAGUGUGAGAACACAAAGUAUGAGAACACAAAGUGUCAGAACACACAGUGUCAGGGUGCAAAGUGUGAGAACACAAAGUAUGAGAACACAAAGUGUCAAAAAUCAAAGUGUCAGAACAGUGUCAGGAUACAACAUAUCAGAGCACAAAGUGAGUGA